CCAGAGGACAGGAGUCACGAGAAAGUGCAACAGCCUGGAGAGAGGGUCCUGGCCAAGCCCACACUGGGAGCAGCUGGCCCCCGGCUCCUCCAGGGUGGCAUCGCAGGCAGGACACGCCGUCCCUCUGCCGUAUCCCCUGGGGACCGCUCCUGGAGUGAGCCAGCUUUCCAGGGACGUGGAGAACUGGCCUCGGGAGGUGGCACAGCUUCCGGCUCCUCCCCAGCUCCCCAGGAGCGCCUAUUCUGAUCUAGCGGAGUCUUGUCCUCAUGGAAACCAGACGCCAGCUGCUCUGACACAGCCCGGAUGAGGGGCUCUCCCCCGGGCUGGACCAUCUUACGUGCCCCGCCCCGAAAUCAAGCCAGCCCCGGAAGACCCUGGGAUGGGGAGUGGGGCCAGCCCCGUCUGUGACCAGCUCCAGCAGACCCCUCGGGAGCCUGGAGACCCUGGAGGCUCCCAGGCCACGGUGGGGACAUGGGCGUCAAGAGGCCUGGAUGGGCACAGAAGGGGCCGAGGGGCUGCAGGAGAUGGGAUGAGCGUGGCAGGAGGAACCCCCAACUUUAAAGGCCUGCCGGCCCCCAGGGGCCAGAGGGGGCAGUGUGCCAUCGGAGGAAGCGUGCGGGAGCUUGGGGUGAGGAGUGGAGACAUCAGCCACGUCAGCACGCGGACGCGUGUGCCCGGGCGAGCCGGCCGGCGGGUCAGCUGCUUCUCCCGCAGCCCCGCUGCAGAUGUGAGCGCCCGGAGUCAGGCCUCAGAACCGCCGAGCCGAGGGCACUCGGGAUGCAGGUGGUGCCUGGAGGCCCCCGGCUGGCGGGCCAGGCUUGGUCCGACUCUUCCCAGACGAUCACGACCGAGGCCGCUGAGCGCCCUUCGAACGGGCUUCCUCCCUGGUGACUGGACAGGAACUUGUUUGCUGCGGUCUCUCGGAGAGAUGAGGGGAGCCUGUCCUAAGUGCCGGGCCCGGCCCUCUGCUUCCUGGGACUCUCGUGCCCUCUGCUCCCCUGGAAAAGCCGCUCAGGGAGACGCCCCCAGCCUCCCACCCGACCACUCCGCCUGCCCACCGUUCCCUUCUCAGCAGGCCCUUCCUUCCUCAAGCAGAAGCUCAGUCCUGAGAAAGGGGAUGCAGAGACAGGGUGCACGGGAGCCAGAGGGAGCAGCAGCGUGGCCCAGAGGCCCCUGUGGGGUCCCACCCACUUGCUUCCCACAGCGGGGUCUGCAUGGCUGGGAAUGGCAGCCUUGUCCCCAGGCUGGACGCUCGGCCCUUCCCCCAGAGCACCUCGGGAUGGCUUCAGCCUGUUCUCGUCGCUGACCCGCGCCUGUCCUCCCUGAGCCGCCCAGAGUCUCCCCCACCGGCGGCCGGUGGUGCUCCCGUAACCCAGCCACAGCCGCACUCCCAGUCUCUCUCCUUCUGCGCCUCCAUCCCUGCUGGCCAGCGUCCCUCGGGGGUCACAAGGGAGAUCAGGAGGAAGCCUGACCUCGCGCUCUGCCGUCUGCGGACAGGAUGUGCGGUGGCAUCACUGGCGCACUUUGUGAGAGCAGUGGCCAGCACCGCCAUGGAGCAGGAGUCGUCCGGAGCCCCGAGAGCCGGCAGCGAGGCUGCCCCUCGUGUAGACGGGUGAUCGAGUCUGACCAGCGUGCUGAGGGUUGGUGGUGUUCAAUUCGACCUUUGCCCUCACACGUACCGGACUGUGGACAGUGAGGCUGUCUGUGCCUCUGCUCUUCC
Molecule: messenger RNA, 1720 nt
Organism: Suricata suricatta (meerkat)
Lineage: Eukaryota; Metazoa; Chordata; Mammalia; Carnivora; Herpestidae
Product: collagen alpha-1(I) chain-like
Exons: 3
Coding region: 380-1306 (308 amino acids)
Source: RefSeq, a predicted model, not a curated record